AUGACCGACUCCCCAACCCCAAAAACGCACAUCGCGCACACCCUCCUCUCACGCGCCUACUCCCCAGAUAGCACAACAGCCCAAUUCACCGAAAAAAUAAAACAAAAACCCCUCUACCUCCGCCCAACCGAAUCAACAGCAACCGACAACCGCAGCCGCCGCCGCCUCCACCGCCUCCGCAAGAAAGAAUACUUCCUCAAACACCAAAAGCCGCGCCCGCUAUCGGCGCGCGAGAAGCGCACAUCCGGCCUGCACGAUUUACCCAAAGAGGAAUGCAAGUAUGCGAUUUUCAAGGGUCUGCAUGAGCUGUGGGUGGGGUAUAUGCAUGAAAUCCUGGAUUUGAAGCCUGGUGCGCAUUCCGGGCCCGUUUCUGCUCUUGUGCAUGGCACUAUUCCGAAGGAGCAGACUAUUUUCCGAUUCACGGUUCCUCUGCCCAUAUCCUCCAAGGGCGAGCAGGAUCAGCAGAAAGAGUCCGGUGCUGGUGGUGCGAAGCCAUUGGUUUUUGAGUUGCACGGAAGUCAGUUUGAGAAUCGGCCGGUGGAUCGUGCUAAUAAGAAGUUCAAGUGGAGGAAUAUUGAUUAUCUUUGA
Penicillium arizonense is the source of this 588-nucleotide messenger RNA. RefSeq names its product RNase P/RNase MRP complex subunit. Gene Ontology annotation, cellular component: ribonuclease MRP complex; ribonuclease P complex. NCBI's taxonomy places the organism in Eukaryota, Fungi, Ascomycota, Eurotiomycetes, Eurotiales, Aspergillaceae. Gene Ontology annotation, molecular function: ribonuclease P RNA binding. The coding region runs from base 1 to 588 and encodes 195 amino acids. Gene Ontology annotation, biological process: rRNA processing; tRNA 5'-leader removal. The record is from RefSeq and is a predicted model, not a curated record. The transcript is spliced from 2 exons.